AUGAUUUGUCCUCUCAUUUGUGAUUAAAAUUGCAUUAAUUACUUAUUUGAAAAAGGAUAGAUUAUAUCAAUAAUAAGUGUAGCUUUUGCAGUUUCAAUUAGUUGGUUCAUGAUUAGGAAACAUUUAAAUUAUUUCAAUUUUCCGUAUUUUUAAAGCAAAAUUAUAAGUAUGGUAUUAGAAUGAUUUUAGUAAUAUUAAUGAUGUCUCCUUUUUAUGCUGUUAUUUCAAUUUUAUCAUUAGAGAUCGCAGUAUUAUAUUAUUUUAAAAGAAUUUAGCAUAAUAUUUUGAAUUGAUUAGAGAUAUAUACUUAGCCUUUUUAUUGUUUACAUUCUUUUAUUUGAUGUUUUCUUAUAUGGCAUAUGAUGAGGAAUUAGACAAGAUAACAGAUGAGAAAGUUUAUGAAACAAUGAUUUAAAAUGAAGAAUAUAUAGAGCAUUUAUGGCCAUUCAAUCAUUGCUCUAGAAAAUAUUAUUUAACAACAGUGUCAAAAGCUAAAUAUUUUACAUAUAGAUGUAAGAAAUUUGUACUUUAAUAUUGUAUCAUUAAACCAAUUUUUACUUUUUUAUUGAUAUUUUCAUAACCUUUUCAUUCAUAAUUUAUUCUGAAUUUGGAAUUAAUCUUUGAAAUAAUAAUUAUUUUGAGUGAAUCCUUUUCUCUUUAUUAUUUAAUCCUUUUUUAUGUAGCUCUUAAGAAACCUUUAAGUCCAUAUAAGUAUGAAUUAUUGUAAUUGAAUUAUUAGACCACUCUUAAAAUUCUUGAUAAUAAAAAUAACAUUAUUCUUUACAUUUUGGUAAUCACUUGUGUUGUCUGUAUUCAAAAAAUAAAUUGGAGAUUGCUUUGAGCCAGAUGAUAUUCACUUUACAGAUGAAAGAAUUAUUAGUAGUAUAGAGAAUACAUUGGUAUGUUUGGAGAUGUUUAUAAUGACAAUAGCAUGUAUAUUCGCAUUUAGCUAUAGCGAAUUUAUGAAGGAAUAAAAUAAUAAGGGAACUCUUAAAAAGGCUAUAAGUGAUAAUUGGAAGGCAUUUAAACAUGACUUUAGAUUAAUAAGACCUAAGAAAUUUGGGUAGAUAAAUCAUUUAUAUAUUAGAUAUACACCAAAAGUACAUCAUAUAGAAUUACAGGAGAAAUUGUUUUCAUCAAAUGAAGUAGAUAUUCAUUUUGAGAAAAUGAAUGUGAAAUAAGAAUAUUUAUGA
Paramecium pentaurelia is the source of this 1193-nucleotide messenger RNA. Lineage: Eukaryota; Ciliophora; Oligohymenophorea; Peniculida; Parameciidae. The record is from the annotation of a GenBank genome assembly.